Molecule: messenger RNA, 4173 nt
Organism: Electrophorus electricus (electric eel)
Lineage: Eukaryota; Metazoa; Chordata; Actinopteri; Gymnotiformes; Gymnotidae
Gene: crtc3
Product: CREB regulated transcription coactivator 3
Biological process (GO): positive regulation of transcription by RNA polymerase II; protein homotetramerization
Cellular component (GO): cytoplasm; nucleus
Molecular function (GO): cAMP response element binding protein binding
Source: RefSeq, a predicted model, not a curated record
UCCAGUUUGGAGCAGGCUUGUGUUUUUUUUCCUGCUGUUUUCACUCUUGGCGAGGUAUCAGAGUAAACCAAACAGGCGUGUGCAACAGGAUUCAGCAUCUUGUAAAUUAGCUACAUUACAAAAGGAUAUGGAGUGAUGGACGAGAGGAAGACCUCGCUAUGAAGGAGAGUACAUGCUGCCUUUUCAAAUGACCAGAUUUGACAAUUGCGUCUCACGAAUAAUUGACACUUGAAUAUUUUCUUUUCAGUGUCGAAUGACAGCGACGGUCGAGCUGUGGCCACAGCCACAAUACUAACACAACUAACUAGAUAUAAGUCAGUGAUUCUUAUUGAGUUUAAGGUGCAGUCUUGGAAGCAAGUCAGUACUGUUUGCUUGUUUUAUGGGGUUUGAUUACGUAGCUAAGUUAAUAAGAUUGUGUUACGUGAGUUAGACCACUUGUUGAAAUUUCGAAAAAGUUUAGUUACAAUUUCCAACUUAAACUGCAUAAAAACGGGAGAAAAAAAACAUUACCAGAAAUGCGUUGCUUUGCUAGUCUUAGAGCGAUUUAUUGGUGUGGCAGAGUAGAUACAAAUCUUUGAAUUAUUUGCGUACUAACAUAGCUAGAGUUAGCUAACCAGACAGCCAUCUAAAAAGCUACAAGAAGGAAGAACUUCAGAUUUUCUGAGAUACUGAUUACUAAGUUGGGUCGUUUGUUAGCUGGCUGCCGCAGCUUGUGACUUUUCAUGGCUAAAUUAGCUGACAAGAUAGCUUUCUAGCUAGCUGGUUGCCUUGUUUCAUUAAACGGGGAGCCCAGCUAGCUUGGUAGUUAACUAGGUGCAUAACGAGAGUCAAGCAAAAGCAUUUGAAUCCACAAUUUGUCUAAAUUGGUAGCUUUUUAUUUUAAUUGAGUGGCGAGUUGGCUAGCUGUCAGGUUAAACUAACGUUAACUAGCUAGCUAAGGCUUAGCUUGCGAUGUAGUUGCUAUUGUGCUAACGCUAUCUACUCUUAUUGGCGUUGACAGAAAAUUGUCUGCGUUAGCUAUUAGUAUUGCGCCUUUAUCGCUAUAUGUUCAUAAAUAGUGUAAAUAUUUUAAACUGUUGGUAUCCUGGAUGAAAAGCGUACUGACAAUGCAUGCAGAAGUAAAUGUCUAAUACCGACUAUUAAACAAAUGUAAGAGUAGCUAGCUAAGUAGGGAGCUAGCCACGCUUCUCGAGUAAAGUUUCCUUAGAAAACUUCGUUUGAAGUUAUACAUUGAUAAGUUAUUAAGGCAGUGUUGAUGAGAUCCUUUCCACUGUAGGCUAACCCUUAUUUCGACACCACAAUUAUCUCUUGUUAAUUAGAUAUAUACCAUUUUCUUUGGGGUUUUUUUUGUUUUUGUUUUUUCUCGCGCGCGUACGACGGCUGGUUGCGGAAAGCUGGAGUUUGACAGCUCCCUCGCUGGCGAAGUAACUAUCGUUAGUUAGUUCCUGGCAUGCUUAACAACCAUUAAAAUGAUUUGCUCAACAACCUCACAAGAAUGUCGAAAAUGGGAGGACAGUUGAACUACUUUUGAUCUUUAGCUACAAACAACUGCUACAUUUGUUUCCUGUCAAGUCGGUCUCUAAACUUUGCGGCCCACAAUGUCCGGAUCCCCGGGCUCGAGUGGUUCUAACCCGAGGAAAUUCAGCGAGAAGAUCGCGCUGCACAACCAGAAACAAGCCGAGGAAACACGGGCCUUCGAGCAGCUUAUGACGGACCUUACCGUCUCAAGGGUGCAGUUUCAGAAGAUCCAGCAGCUGCGUCUAUCUCAGAACCGUGCCCAGUACUAUGGCGGCUCCCUCCCCAACGUAAAUCAGAUUGGCCAUACCACCACUGACUUCCAGGGCACGUUCCCCUCUGGUCUUGAUUCUGUGAGAGGGACCAGGCACCAUGGUCUGGUGGAGAGAGUGCAUCGGGACCGCAAUCGCAUCAACUCGCCACACCGCAGACCUAUCGACAAACAGGGACGGCAGGCAGAGAGCUCUCCCUAUGGAACUGUGUACUUGUCGCCUCCCCCAGACAACAGCUGGAGAAGGGAGCAGCAGCCCUGGACUGAAGAAAAACGGCCUGGUUUUAGAUUAAUAUCACAGCUCAACAGAACCAAUUCGGACUCAGCUCUGCAUACCAGCGCGAUGAACCCCAACCCGCAGGAUGCAUUCGGCAUGAACCAGCAGAUGGGUCGAUGCCCACCCCAGCGUAAUGCCAGCAUGAAUGAAGCAGAGGUGGAUGGCACAGGUGAUGUCUUCUCCUUCCCUGCUAUUCCUAAUGAGGAGAGUCUGAUUGGUGUGAGCAAGCCACUGCCCAAGCAGCUGUGGGAGGCCAAAAAGGUGCAGUCCCUGUCCUCACGGCCCAAGUCCUGUGAAGUGCCUGGAAUCAAUAUAUUCCCAUCUCCAGAGCAGAAUGCCAGUCUCUCUCACUACCAGAGCACCUUAAACACAGGCGGCUCCCUGCCUGACCUCAGUAACCUGCACUUCCCCUCACCCCUGCCCACGCCUCUCGACCCUGAGGAGGCUGCGUACCCCAACCUGAGUGGGGGUAGCAGCACAGGGAACCUCCCUGCAGCCAUGAUGCACCUGGGAAUCGGCAACUCUCAAGGCCUCUCCUCCUCUCUAAGCAACCCCUCAAUUCAGGCUUCACUGACCAACUCCCAGCUCCACUCAUCUCUCAGCAAUCCGUCCAUCCACUCGUCCCUGCGGCUCUCCUCACUCUCCAACCCUCCUCCAGGGGGCAUGUCCACCUCGCCCAGGCGACGGCCCGCCCCAAUCAGCCCCCUGACCCUCUCUCCAGGGUCUGAGCAGCGGCGUAGCCUGGGAAAGCAGCUCUCACCCACCAUGUCUCCUUCCCUCUCCCCCAUCACACAGGGGGUUGCCUUGGACACCAGCAACCUGCCCAUGGAGCCACCGCCUCCCUACCAUCUCUACCAGCAAUCCCAGCAGGCCUUGCAGCAGCAGCCACCGCCAUCCCAGUCUCAUCCAUCCCUGCAUCAGGGCUCCAAGCAUACUGUUGUGGGACAACAGCGCCAACCUCAGGGAGGGCAGCAACAGCCUGUGUCUCCACUGCAGAAUGUCCCACUGGACUUCAACUCUAGCGCUUCUAACACCAUGGGACAGUUCUUCAACGAUCCAUUCAUGGAGCCACCGUUCUCUGGUCGCCCAUCCAAGUGUCCGUCUUAUCAGGAUCAGUAUAAUGUGUUGGAACAUGCCAUGAGCUCUGUGGCCGGAGGUUUCGACCCCUCGUCUAACCUCUACUGCCCGCAGUCCUCCCUUAUGGGCCUGGGAGGUAGCCAUGGCAACCUGCACAACUCUUUGCCAUCAAAGCCCAACAUGCUGUACUCGAACUGUGGAGGCGGAGUGCCCAACAUCAUCCUCACAGAUGACUCAAACCCAAGCCUGUCUAAGGACAUCAGCAGUGUGCUGUCAGCUGUGCCUGAGUGUUUUGACUCAGAGGGGGUCUUUCCCCUCGAGGAUGAGCUUCACAUUGAGCCUCUCAGCCUAGACGGACUGAGCAUGCUCAGUGACCCUGAUAUGGUUCUGCCAGACCCCUCAGUGGAGGACAGUUUCCGUAGUGACAGACUUUGAAGAGCUGAGUUUGAGCACAUGUAUUCAUACUCAGUCUCUCUUUCUUUCACUCUCUCUCCUGUUUCUUUUUCUUGCACAUACACACACUUUAGACAGAUGACGUGUACACACAAACAAACCCACACUACAUCUUAAUGUAAAAUAACUCAUGAGCCCAUUAGACACAAGCGGUGUGUCUCUCAGGGGCUGUUCUCACUUUGUGUUCUCCAUCUGCCAUUCGAGACAGUGAUAAUUAUGAUGUUUUCAAUGAGCAUGCUCAGUGGGAGUGGGAGAGAUCUGCACAUUCACUCGGAGUGCUUCACAUGCUCCGCUUUCCAAUCUAGAUUAAGCUUGUCCUAGGCUCAGGGGGAUUUUAAUGGAAAAUCCUCACUCGCAGUAUAAUUUAGACCAAGAUCAAUCUGUGACCAGUACUAUAUGUAUCUGUUAAAGCCCCAACUGGGAAUUGCUGAAAUCUCACAUGACUUGAUUCUGAAUUUAACAAGGGAAAGCAUGGUAAACACCCCAAUUACAUUUGUGUGGGUGUAGUCUCUGUAGCAAAUUUACCUUUCAGGAGUAAAACCAUGACAUCAAUAGCACUGUGGUUGUGUACCCCCCCCCC